Lolium rigidum is the source of this 834-nucleotide messenger RNA. Its product is annotated as serine/arginine repetitive matrix protein 1-like. The record is from RefSeq and is a predicted model, not a curated record. NCBI's taxonomy places the organism in Eukaryota, Viridiplantae, Streptophyta, Magnoliopsida, Poales, Poaceae. The transcript has a single exon. The coding region runs from base 1 to 834 and encodes 277 amino acids.
AUGGGCUGCUGCGUCAGCAAGAAGCUCAGCGAGCCGCCGGGCGCGGCCGGUGAAGAACACCGGAGCAAGGUCGUCGAGGCACGCGACCUGCCGCCGCCCGAGGAGGAGAAGGUCAAGGAGGUGCUCUCCGAGACGCCCCGCGUCAAGCCGCGGCCUAAGCCCAAGCGAGUCGCUGGCGCCGUAGUGGCGCCGUCGGCGGAGAAGAAUGCCAACGCGAAGGACGGCGUUGCCAAGGUAAAGGGGGACGGUGGUGGCGACAGGGUCCGCAGGGCAGCGCGGCCGGCGCGUUCCCUGGAGGAGAAGUCGGAGGCGGCGUCUGAGUCGUCGGCCGCGACCACGGCGACGGGGCCUGACCGGUCGCCGUCGAAGCCGCCCAGGUACCGGCAGGGGGCCACGUCCGGCGAGCCCAGGCGCGCCAGGCGGGACCGCUCCGCCUCUGCCGCUCCUGGCGGGCGCGCGUCUCCCUCGCCGCCGCCUCCGAGGCGCGACCCCGGACGGAGGUCCCCGUCGCCGGCGGCGAAGCGGUCGCAGGACCAGCGCCGCGACACCGCGGCCUCCUGCGCGCAGCGGAAGCCGCCUGUGCCCGCGAGGCCGUGCGGCCGGAAUCCGACGCCGCGGCGUGCGCAGGAGGCGCCAACCCAGCCAACGCCGGCGCCGGCGCAGUCACUGUCACAGGGCUCUACGCACUGCGCGUCGCCGCCGACACCGCAGGCACCGGUGCAGCAGGAGGAUGCCGCCUCCUGCGGUGAUGGCGUCGACGGAGCUGGCGACGGCGAGGGGAAGGAGUCGUUGGAGAACCCCCUGGUGUCCAUGGAAUGCUUCAUCUUCCUGUAG